UUGCUACCGUUGGAGUCCGGCUGCAGGCUGCAGCGGCAGUGGUAGGAGAGGGAUUGGCACGGGGCACCGCCGCAGAACGACACGGCAGCGGCAGCGGCAGCGGCAGCCGGCACCACCGCACUAGCUGGCUGGAUCCCUGCCAGCCUCUCUGUCCAGCGCCCGUCCACGACUGAUGGGGUGGAUGACGCGCAGGCCAAGGGAAGCAGCCACGGCACUCACACUCCCCAGUCGCCAACUGCCCACCCACUCACACUCCACACUCUUCUUCCUUCUCCAGCAGACAGCAUCCUCUUCUGUUCUCCUUCCCUGACCUCCCUACCGUUGCCACCCCGGCGCACGUGUCUCUAAAUCGAGUCUCCCACCUCACCAACUCUCACUCUCUCUCCUCUCGUAUUACCUCCCCUCCCCUCCCCAAUCCUCUGCUCGACUGCUUGCUUCUUGGGUCGGGAAUCGGGAUCCCAUGCUCGGCUGCUGAUGUAUACUAGGCCCCAUGCCAGUGCCUCCGCCGCCCGCGCCCGCCAUGGCAAGAGCCGCGCUCUCGCUCGCAUUGCUCAUCCUCCUCCUCAUGCGCGGUGAGGAGCUCGCCACGGCUCUGCGAUUCGACUACGCCACGCUCACCCUCGGCAGCCUCAAGCUGCUGGGCGACGCGCACCUCAAGAACGGCACCAUCCGCCUCUCCCGCGACCUCCCCGUCCCUACCUCCGGCGCCGGCCGCGCGCUCUACGCCUACGCCGUCCCGCUCCGCGCCGGAUUCUCCACCCAGUUCGCCUUCACCGUCACCACGCUCAACCCCUCCUCCGUCGGCGGGGGGCUCGCCUUCGUCGUCGCCGCCGACGACGCCGCCCUCGGCGAGGCCGGGCCCUACAUCGGCGUCUCCACCGGGACCGACGCAGCCGCCGUCGAGUUCGACACGCUCAUGGACGUGCAGUUCGGGGACGUCAACGGGAACCACGUGGGUCUGGAUCUUGGGUCCAUGGUGUCCGCGGCCGUGGCGGACCUCGACGAGGCGGGCGUCGAGCUCACCAGCGGGAGGACCGUCAACGCGUGGAUCGACUACAAGGCGGGGACCAUGGAGGUGUUCGUGUCCUACGCGGCGAAGCGGCCGCGGGCGCCGGUGCUUUCCGUGCCUUUGGACCUUGGGGAUGAUGUCAAGGACGCAGCUUUCGUCGGCUUCUCGGCGUCCACCCAGGGGAGCACGGAGGUUCACGCCAUCGAGUGGUGGAGCUUCUCGACCGCGUCGCCGGCGCCUGUGCCCGUGCCGGAAUCGCCCGCUUCCACGGUUGCCCCCCCUCCGGCGAGCGUCAAUCCGGUGCUUCCUUCGCCGCUGCUCCCGGGAGUGACGCCGUCGCCGCCAGCCGUGACGGUUUUGGCGCCUACUAGCUCGAUCACCGCGGCGAGCGCUCCGGCGAAUGCAGCUGCGGGGCAUGCCGGCUCGCCGCACCCGCCCAAGCACGCGGCCGUGGCCGGCGCCGCGACGGCGGGCGCCUUCGUGGCCGUGUCGUUCGCGGGCUUCGCGUUCUGGGCGCUCGCGCGCCGCGCGAGGGCCAGGAAGCGCACGGCAUUGACGGUGGCCAAGAAGCGCGACAGCCUCGCGUCCGCAGCGGCGCUCGCGCGGUCGCCGCGGGAGUUCAGCUAUAAGGAGCUGAGCGCCGCGACGCGCGGCUUCGACGCGUCCCGCGUCAUCGGCAACGGCGCAUUCGGCAUCGUGUACAAGGGCAUCAUCCCCGACACCGGCGCCAUGGUCGCCGUGAAGCGCUGCACCAACGCCAACGCCAACGCCAACGGAGAGCAGGCGCGCUCUGAGUUCCAGUCCGAGCUCUCGAUCAUCGCCGGCCUCCGCCACCGCAACCUCCUCCGCCUCCAGGGGUGGUGCUACGAGAAAGGCGAGAUCUUGCUGGUCUACGACUACAUGCGCAACGGCAGCCUCGACCGGGCGCUGUUCGACGCCUCGUCCCAUGUGCUCCCGUGGCACCACCGCCGCGAGAUCCUCGCCGGCGUGGCCUCCGCGCUGGCCUACCUCCACCACGAGUGCGAGCGCCGCGUCAUCCACCGGGACGUCAAGUCCAGCAACGUCAUGCUCGACGAGGCGUACCGCGCGCGCCUCGGGGAUUUCGGCCUCGCGCGCCAGGCGGAGCACGGCGAGUCCCCCGACGCGACCGCCGCUGCCGGCACGAUGGGUUACCUGGCGCCGGAGUACCUACUCACCGGGCGCGCCACCGAGGGCACCGACGUGUUCAGCUUCGGCGCGCUGGUGCUGGAGGUGGCGUGCGGGCGGCGGCCCAUCGGCACGGAGGGCCGGUGCAACAACCUCGUGGAGUGGGUGUGGAGCCUGCACGGCGAGGGCCGCGUGCUGGAUGCCGUCGACCCGCGGUUGGGCGGCGAGUACGACGAGGGCGAGAUGCGGCGCGCACUGCUGGUGGGGCUGGCGUGCUCCAGCCCUGAGCCGGCGCUGCGGCCGGGGAUGCGCGCCGUGGUGCAGAUGCUGAGCGGCGAGGCGGACCCGCCGUUCGUGCCGGCGGUGCGGCCGUCCAUGAGCUUCAACGCCAACCAUCAGCUGCUGCUGAGCCUGCAGGACAGCGUGUCGGACUACAACGCGCUGGUGCUGAACCUGUCGGACUUGUCGUCCGACUCGCUGAGCUCGUCGUCGCUGACGAGCACACUGCGGAGGGGCGGGCACGACAUCGGGUUCAGCAGCACCGGCGGCGACGCCAGGUGACUGAAGCAUAAAUCCUGGCAUAUCCUAGCUACAGUCCUUCCUUCCACUUGUCGAUCUUGAAUGCGAAAUUCACCAUGUAUGUAUGAGUACAUAGAUUAGCAGCAUUGGACUCCGAAGUCCAAAUCAACAAAGUCUCCAUUUGUAAUAUUUGUCUUGAUAAGAAUUCAGAAUUCAGAUUAUUCAUUCGUUCA
Molecule: messenger RNA, 2907 nt
Organism: Phragmites australis (common reed)
Lineage: Eukaryota; Viridiplantae; Streptophyta; Magnoliopsida; Poales; Poaceae
Product: L-type lectin-domain containing receptor kinase VIII.2-like
Exons: 1
Coding region: 491-2716 (741 amino acids)
Biological process (GO): protein phosphorylation
Cellular component (GO): plasma membrane
Molecular function (GO): protein kinase activity; carbohydrate binding; ATP binding
Source: RefSeq, a predicted model, not a curated record